Molecule: messenger RNA, 4025 nt
Organism: Scophthalmus maximus (turbot)
Lineage: Eukaryota; Metazoa; Chordata; Actinopteri; Pleuronectiformes; Scophthalmidae
Gene: rbm46
Product: RNA binding motif protein 46
Exons: 11
Coding region: 167-1936 (589 amino acids)
Cellular component (GO): nucleus
Molecular function (GO): mRNA binding
Source: RefSeq, a predicted model, not a curated record
AGUUGGACCGGUGACUGACUGUCAUCUCGAGACGCUCGCGCGACAGUCGCAGUUAUAUAAAAUACAUAUUUAUGAUAUUUUUUUGAAUGUUAUUCUGUGUUUGAGGUGUUGACCCGGUCCAGAAGGAAAAAGAACGAACGACACAAGCGACGUCGCUCAUUGGAAGAUGUCGGAGUCAGAGAGCUGGUCAGACGUGGACGUGGAGGGGGACGCCGGCGAGGUCAGCCCGCCGUCGGGAGGCGGUGGCGAGCGGCGGCGCUCGUCCUGCGUGGAGGAGGUGGCCCUGCUCUCUCUGCUGGAGCAGAGCGGCAGCACCAUCGUGCAGGAGAACGGCCAGAGGAAGUUCGGCGGACCGCCGCCUGGUUGGCAGGGGCCGCCACCGCCGCGGGGCUGCGAGGUCUUCGUGGGGAAGCUUCCCCGGGACGUGUACGAAGACGUGCUGGUGCCCCUGUUUGAGAGCGUGGGCCGUGUCUACGAGUUCAGACUGAUGAUGGAGUUCAGCGGCGAGAACCGCGGCUACGCCUUCGUCAUGUACGCCAACAGGGAAGCCGCUCAGCGAGCCAUCCAGAUGCUGGACAACUACGAGGUGCGCCCGGGAAAGUUCAUUGGCGUGUGCGUGAGUCUGGACAACUGCCGCCUCUUCGUCGGCUCCAUCCCCAAAGACAAGAGGAAGGACGAGAUCAUGGCGGAGAUGAAGAAGGUGACGGAGGGGGUGUCGGACGUCAUUGUGUAUCCCAGCUCCACUGAUAAGACCAGAAACCGAGGUUUUGCCUUUGUUGAGUAUAAAUCCCAUAAAGCUGCAGCUGUAGCCAGAAGAAAGCUCCUACCUGGAACCUGCCAACUGUGGGGUCAGGUCAUCCAGGUGGACUGGGCCGAGCCGGAGAAGGAUGUGGACGAGGAGGUGAUGCAGCGCGUCAGGGUCCUUUACGUCCGUAACCUGAUGCUGAGCACGAGCGAGGAGACCCUCCGCCACGAGUUUUCCCGCAACAAGCCCGGCUCGGUGGAGCGCGUUAAGAAGCUCACUGACUACGCCUUCGUCCACUACCGCUGCCGCGACGACGCGCUCGCCGCACUCCGGGCGAUGAACGGGGCCCAGAUCGACGGCGCCACUGUGGAGGUGACGCUGGCCAAGCCAGUGAGGAUGAGGGACGGAGGUGCGACCAGCAGGGGCUACAACGGCAGGACGGACCUGGACAACGACACAACGGGCGGAGGAGGAGGUGGGGGAGGAGCAAGAGCAGGGAAAGGGGUGUUCACGGUUCACAAGAAUGACGGCGGGAUGCUAGGACGAGCUGAGGACAGGUGCUCUCCUCUGAGACCCGUGUUCCUGCCACCGCCCCUGGGGAGCCCUGUCUACCCAGGACCAGGAGGAGACAAUGCCGACAGGUGUGUGUUCCCGCUCUUCCCUGGGACCCCGCUCUCCCCGACCAACCUGCUGCUGCUCAGGCAGAGUCAGAUCAGCUCGGCUGUCAGCCUGCUGGACUUCUACUGCCGCAAGAACUGCUGGCCGCAGCCAGAGUACCACCUGUUCUCCACGCCGGGGCAGGACGGGCGGCUUCUGCUGCUCUACAAGGUUGUGAUCCCAGCAACACAAAGCAUCUACAUCCCGGACAAGCUGUGUUUUCUGCUGGAUGACGCCAAAGAACUGGCUGCACAGACGACCCUGUGCAAACUGGACUCGCUCCUGAGCGAACCGUCCUGUGACUCGGAGGGCAGCCCGUCCCCGCCGCCGGCCCUGCACUCCCCCGCCACCACCCCGGGGGUCCUGACCUGCGGCGGCCGGGCCUUCGCAUCCUGCCUCCCUCCUCCUCCCACCCCGCCCUCCCCCUUCCCCUUCCCCUUCCCCCUCUCUGCCCUCUCCUCUUUCCCAGCCCUCACCCCCCCUGUCUCCCAGACACCAAGGCUCUACAUCAGCUCCCAGUCGCCUUUCUACUGACGUAAAAGUCUUUACUCUCACAUCAGGACACGAGGCAGGAAGCUUCCUCUCGUCUCGUCACAGCUGCAGGACGACGGCGCUCGGCAGAGGAGACGAGAUUUACUAUACGACUCAAACAUGUCCCAUCGCAGUUUGUUUGUCUGGGCCGACGUUCAGAGCUAUGGCGGCGUCUCGCCCGCAGAUGUUCGGCGAACUGUUCACGUUCCUCCCGCCAGUUUGUUUUAUUCUGCCUCUGUUUUUAAAAGCAUAUAUAUCUCUUUCUCUCCCACAGACGAGCGGGAUAAUAUUUAGUCUCUGACGAGCCGCUCUGCUUCGUUCUCCUCUGAUAAACAAUGAAUCGUGUUUAGGUUUCGCAAAAAAACGUCCGCUAGCUAUCUACCUCUGGUGAAUGUCAAACCUCCCUCCGGCUCCUCUCUGGAGUCACUUCCCAUGAUGCCUCAGGAUAUCACACACACAUGAACGUCAACCAUCAAAUAAGUUGUCAGGUGAAAGAUUUUUAUGAUUUAUUUAUUUCCGUAGAAGACGAAGCUUUGUGUUUUUGACGUGUAAAGUAAUUUGAGUGUUUUCCAGGCUCGUCUGUAGAGAACCCAGAGUUCUUCUGGCCGUCGGACAAACAACGUCUUUUUUUUCUCUCAGAUGAUCACAGACAAAUCUUAAAAGCUAAAAUAAGAAAACAUUUUGUGGAAGUUGUUCCACGUUUCCCUAAUUUGCCUGACCCACAUUUUUUAGGGCUUUGAGCACUAAGAUCCCUCACUUCGUUUUAGGCUCAUUUAAAUCGCAGAGGAAACAAAGGAGGCAGACGACCGUUAGAUGGAGUUUUCCCAAGUUUCCCCAUUUGUGUUUUUAAGAAAAUUAGGAUGUUUCUCUACUUUUAUCUCCUCCUCUCCGUGGUCGUGCAGGCGCAUGAAAAGAGUCUUUGUAAUCUGGAACUGAAGCAGUCGUCCUCGAAAACCAGCGUCACUUACUUCAUUUCAUUCAUGAGCAACUCACAGAUCAACUAAUCAGUCGAUUGGAACAAUAAUUGGCGACGGUUCUGAUCGACGAUUCAUAGUUUUUCCAACCAGAAAAAUGAGUAAGAGACACUUUUCUUAAUCGCGUAACAUCACGACCUUACGAUUUAACUCGUGUUAUGAAAUCAACUUCAAUUAAUAGUACGAGUCAAACACUUUUCAGUCCAUUUACUCGUAAAAAUGUGUAAAUUCGUUACAUAAACAAAGUUUAAUCAACUUUAAACUAUAUACGUUUAGAUUCUACAGUUAAAAAUACGUCAAAGUUUUAUUUUUAUUUUUAAAGAUUUCCUCAAAACAACAGAAGAAACCAAAAUAAUGAAUAAAAACUAUUCACCACCAUUUAACAGCAGCAUUGAAACCUGUUUUUUAAACAAUCCGAUUCAUAGAGACUAAAGGUUUGUGUUUAAUGAGAAAUUGAGAAUUUAACUUAAUUUUUUUGCGCCUAUUUUUAAUCCAUGUGUUUUUAUCUGGAGAGGAGGCAGAAGGAGAAAAACAAUCCUCUUCAUGUUUAUUGAUUUGUUCAGACGGGAGCAGCUGAUCGUUCUUGUUGAUUCAGGCUCUGGAGAUUUACGUGACGUCAUAUAUCAACACUUUUCUGCUUCUGAAGUUUUUGUCCAGACGUUUUGUUCUCUCAACAUUCUGAGAGUGAUGAGAUCAUCUUAAGAGUCUUGUCAAAAUUUAAAAGAAAAAAUCCCUGUUUAUCCUUUUAUUCCGUGAAUUAACCCAUUUUCUUUAAAAUCCAGAUUUUAAUUUAAUAUAGAAAGAUUUAGUGACUCAAAUUUAAUCCUAAAUGAUAGUAUUGAUAAAAUUAAAUACAAACCGUAACAACCCUAUUUAUUAAAAAUCAGGAAAAUAAUCAAUAAAUGAAUGAGACCCUAUUUAUUUAACCUUGAGCGUGGAAUGAGCCUCAGCUUACGAAUGAAGCGUCUGAUUACACCGCGACAACUCAGCCUUGUGAUUGAAAUUGUAAGUGUGUAUUUUUUCUCUCUGAUUCAGAAACCGAUGAAAUGUCAAUGAUCCGUGUUGUGUACCAACGGACACGUUCAGAAUGUUUAGAAAUAAAACUUUGCCUCUGUUGA